UCAGUUAACGCGAGACGCAACGCGCGCAUCGCGGUUGACGCCCGUCGGGCGACGCAGUAUCUCCGUCAGACGCGCGACGUUAACAAAAUGGCGAGGCGGUUAAGGAAUCCAGAGCUUGUUACCAGAUUGAUUGAAGAAAUCGAGAGCCGACCAUGUCUCUGGCAAGUUAACCACCCAUACUACCACAAUAGAAAGAAAAUGAAUGCAGCUUGGCAAGAGAUUAGCGAGAAGUUAGAUAUUCCAGUAAACACGAUCUAUUUAAAAUGGCAAACUUUACGGCGUUUCUUUACAAGAAUGUUAAGGAUGGAAAAUAUAAAGGAUAUCCAAGAAUAUAAAGGUGGAUGGCCACAUUUUAAAGCGAUGUGGUUCCUUUACAAACAAAUUAUGCUAGGAAAAGGAGCCGACAGAAACGAAGAUGCGUUUUGGCCAAGUAUACCCGAUAGUUGGGAAGAAGCGAUGCUACGAAGUAUCCCCGAUAAUUGGGACGAAACUAUGCCACUAAGUAUCCCCGAUAAUUGGGAAGAAGCAAUGGCUCGAAAUAUAUCCAAUACUUUGGAAGAAGCGAUGCCUCGAAAUAUCGCCAAUAGUUUGGAAGAAGCGAUGACGGAAAGUAUCCCCGAUAGUUGGGACGAAGCUAUGCAGAGAAGUAUCCCUGAUAGUUCGGAACGAGCGAUGCCAGGAAAUAUCACUAAUGGAUGUGAAGAAACGAUGCUACGAAGUAUCCCCGAUAAUUGGGAAGAAGUGAUGCCGCGAAAUAUCGCCAGUAGUUGGGAAGAAGCGAUGGCGGAAAGUAUUGCCGACAGCGGCGAAGACGUGGCAACUGAGGGAGGUGAAGUCGUGGUGAAGUAUAGGCCCAUACCGAUGAAACACGAUGAGAUAUCUUUUGCUGUCCAGUCUAACCUGACCCCGGCGAAUAGUCGACGGGAGAGUUCCGACGAAGAUUUCGAUGAAAUGUUUCUCUCGUCGCUAACGCCGUACUUUAAGCACUUAGAACCGGUUAGGAGAUUAAGAGUGAGAAGUAAAAUACAAGAAUUGUUAAUACAUGAGCUUAAUGAUCAAACGAAUAGCACAUUAAAUUAGAUAAUUAAAAACUGUAAAAUUUAAGAUUACGUGAAAUCCUUGUACCUAAACGUAUCUGUUAUCAGAAAAAUAAGAUGUAAGGCUUUAUGCAGUAAGCAGUUAGGUUUAACUUAGCGUGAUUUCUCCUAUUUAUUAAAAAAAAUACAUUCCAUGUUUGCAUAAUAUUAUUACAUUACUCUAAUGUAUUAAUAAACUUGAGCUAUUAAAAUUGUUUUGUUAUUUGAUACAAACAUAGAAAAGUGUGACUUGGUCUAAUAGUUUUUCAGUUGUUGGUAAAUCUUACUUUUUGCUAAUAUUAUAAUUGCGAAAGUUUAAAUAGAUGGAUGUUUGUUAAAGUUGG
Messenger RNA from Papilio polytes (common Mormon), 1420 nucleotides. RefSeq lists its product as uncharacterized. Gene Ontology annotation, biological process: regulation of transcription by RNA polymerase II. Gene Ontology annotation, cellular component: nucleus; transcription regulator complex. The transcript has 2 exons. The record is from RefSeq and is a predicted model, not a curated record. The coding region runs from base 88 to 1080 and encodes 330 amino acids. NCBI's taxonomy places the organism in Eukaryota, Metazoa, Arthropoda, Insecta, Lepidoptera, Papilionidae. Gene Ontology annotation, molecular function: DNA binding.